GACGUCAUCGGCACAGGUGGCUGUGACCUCUGACCCCCUCUCAGCUGUUCAGCACCAACAUGGCGGAGGAAGGUGUGCACGUCCUGGCCGACCAGGCGACAAUCGGGACGGAACUCGGCGCUCUGGUCGCCGCCAAGGCCAAGGAGGCCGUGGCCAGCAGGGGGGUGUUCACCAUCGCCGUUUCAGGCGGCAGCACGACCAAGAUCUUCUGUCAGGAGAUGUUGAAGCACGCCGAUGUCGGAUGGGAGAAGUGGCGGGUGUUCAUGGCGGAUGAACGCUUGGUGCCCCUUGAUCAUGAGGAUUGCAAUUACAAAGGUUACAAGGAAGGACUUGUUGGGAGCGUGCCAUUGGCUGCUGAGCACAUCUAUCCCAUCAACCCCAGCCUGAGUGUGGAGGCAGCAGCCGAGGACUACACACAGAAACUCAAACAGGUGUUCAGUGAGGAUGUCCCAGUGUUUGACAUGGUUCUGUUAGGGAUGGGUCCUGAUGGUCACACCGCCUCUCUGUUCCCAGGACACAAACUACUGCAGGAGAGAACCCUCCUGGUUGCUCCCAUCAGUGACUCCCCGAAGCCGCCGCCCAACCGUGUGACCCUGACCCUGAAGGUGCUGAACCGAGCUCGCUGUGCCGUCUUCGUUUGUACCGGGGAGUCCAAGGCAGCCAAUGUCAAGGUUGUUCUGGAGGGUAACGAACAAGAUAACCCCCUGCCGGCCGCGUUGGUACAGCCGCUGGAUGGGGAGCUGCACUGGUACCUGGACAGCGCCGCGGCCAGCCAGCUGUCACAGCAAUGACUGGCGGCCAAACUCUGACCAAAACUUAUAAGCUGUUGGUAGAAGUCAUUAUGAAACAAGUUCGAACUGCAAUUUCCCACACAAGAAAUUGGAC
Molecule: messenger RNA, 885 nt
Organism: Branchiostoma belcheri (Belcher's lancelet)
Lineage: Eukaryota; Metazoa; Chordata; Leptocardii; Amphioxiformes; Branchiostomatidae
Product: 6-phosphogluconolactonase-like
Exons: 5
Coding region: 60-791 (243 amino acids)
Biological process (GO): carbohydrate metabolic process; pentose-phosphate shunt
Molecular function (GO): 6-phosphogluconolactonase activity
Source: RefSeq, a predicted model, not a curated record